Penaeus indicus is the source of this 6484-nucleotide messenger RNA. Its product is annotated as probable serine/threonine-protein kinase DDB_G0267686. NCBI's taxonomy places the organism in Eukaryota, Metazoa, Arthropoda, Malacostraca, Decapoda, Penaeidae. Gene Ontology annotation, biological process: regulation of transcription by RNA polymerase II. The transcript has 5 exons. The coding region runs from base 434 to 1660 and encodes 408 amino acids. Gene Ontology annotation, molecular function: DNA binding, bending; transcription cis-regulatory region binding. The record is from RefSeq and is a predicted model, not a curated record.
CUUAAUGAUUAGGAGGUAUUGAGGUACUCAUUACUGGCAUGUCUGGGUGCUUAUUAGCAUAUAUCUCGAAGAUUCUCACUGGCAGAAGCGGAAAGUAGGUCUAGAAAGGCAAACAGAGUAAAGUACAAAUCACGAACCAAUUCGAGGAAACAUUUCCACGAUUGCGGAUAAUACUGGUCGGGUGGCAGGCAGGCAGAGGCGGCGGGAGCGGCCCUCUCCCCCGGCUUAGACCGCCCGGCUGCUGCCUGCCUUCACCACCACCACACAACCACCAUCAUCAUCAGCAGUCGCAGCUUUGCCCGCCACCAUUGCACACCGCGUAGGCCCCACAGGACACAAGCUUGGCGUGGCGGUGGUUGCGUCGGGGUGGUGUUGUUGUGCUGACUUACGGAUCUUGUGAAUUAAGAGAGGCUGGCUUGUCAUAUGAACAUACAUGGAUGACCUGGUUGUAGAGAAGCUGGGCAAGGCUGUCAAUGGUGGGGAGAAUGGGACGAGUGGUGCCCCAUCACAGACGGACCUGCUCAAGCUGUUGGCAAGUGGCAGUGGUGGGGGUCUUGGGGGGGGCCUUGGGGGACUGGGAGGUCUUGGGAGUCUUGCAGCCGCUGCACAGGCCAGACAGAAUGGCAGCAUGAUGAGGUCCUAUGAAGCUCUGCUACAAGGACCAUCUGCUGGCAGAAUGGCUCCUCAGGCAGUUACACUCCCAGGACCUACACGCAGACGUAAAAAGAAGAGGCGCAGGCAACCUGACAUGCCCAAGAAGGCCUGCACUCCAUUUAUGCACUUCUGCGCUUAUUUCAAACGGAAAUUGAUGGAGGAAGGGAAGGAGUUUCCACAAUUUGCUGAUUUUGGCAAGCGAGCAGGGGAAUUGUGGAGGAACAUGGGUGAUGAGGAAAAGAAAAAGUUCGUAGAGCUAUCAGAACAAGAUCGUCAAAGAUAUAUCAAAGACAUGAAAGAAUAUGAGGAAAGAAAGUUAGCUGAGAAAGAGCGAGAACGAGAGCUUCAGCAGCAAAGAGAGAAAGAACUGCAAGUUUUGCGGGAGAAGGAGCUGGAAAAGAUACAAAAACAGCAGCGAGAGCAAUUGGAGCAGCAGCAAAAGCAGCUGGAGCAACACCAGAAGCACCAGCAACAGAAUCCCAAUGCCAGCUUAAUGAACAUGUUAAAUCCCCUAAGUCCUCUCAACCCUUUGAUGAUAGCUGCCAUGAACCAAACCCUCAUGCAGACAAUGCUGACUAACCCUGACCUCAUGAAGACUGUUUAUUCAGAAGCAGCUAGAAAUUAUUAUAUAGAGACACUGAAGAACAUCUACCAAAAUAUGGGGUCCUCACAACCUAACGGUAACAGUGUUCCUGUAUCCUCCAGUGGAACACACGGUGGAAUAUCAGAUCACCAGAGCCAUCUAUCGUCAAGCCCAUUGGCAUCCAUGGGAAUGAAUGUCAAUUUACUUUCUCUACUGAACUCUGGUCAGCUGUCAGCUGUGCCUACUUCCACCUCAUCCUCCACUGGCAGCUCCCCCCUGACAAAGACCCCCUCGACCCUCAAGGCACCCCCCUCAUCUCUCCUAGGCAGCUCCAACAGCCUGACUGCAGCUGCAUUGGACCUCUCUUCAGCAAGGCCAAGUGAGGGCAAGGGUGCCUUUAGUAGUGAUGAAGAAAACUACUAGAUACAUAAAAAACAUGGCUGUGUAGUAGAUUUCACAAAGAGAUGACAAAGGAAGCUGAUUGUGAAAUCUGAGACACAACAAACCCAAAGUAGCAAAAAGUUCCUAUCUCCAGUCAUUACUUCCCAAAUACCAUUCAAGCUGCACUUUGUAAAACACAAGCAAACACAGAAGAAAUAAAGAGACCUAUUCUUUGCCUAUAUGAGUGUAGUUUGUAAUGUGCAAAACUUAGAGUGAAUUAGCUUCUGUAGAACGUCUGUGUUGUUCUGUAUACUAAAAAAAAUAACAAAAAAAAAAAUACAAGUACAAUUGCCUUUGAAAGAAAAAUAAUAAUAAUAAAUGAUAAAAUAAAGCCACAUGAAGUAUUAUGCAUGCAAAUGAUUUUUAAUAUUAAAAAGGACAGACUCACAAACAAGUAACUAGUGUGGGACUGCAUUUUUUGUUGUGAAGUUGCCUGGCUGUGAUGAAGUGAUGCUUGUGAAGAUUUGAGCAAUUUUUCCAGCAAGUCAGGAGGAGAACUGAGCAAGGAAAGGAUAAGGCCAUUAUAGCUUAAGAAAGUGUGUUUUCUUUUGCAGGAAAGGAGUGAAGUGAAACAUUUUACUUACUUUUGUGAGAGAAAAUAUAGUAAUAAUUACUUAAGAAAUCAUGGAAGGCAUGGAUGAGAUUGCACCAGGCCUUGGUUUACAGGAGUUCUGUAGCCAACAGGGAGACAGUACUAUAUAUUACCACCUUUUAAACCUAUCAGGCAGCGUGUAUGUCUGGGUAGGCACUGAGCAGGGCAACUUGGAGGGCAUGGUGGCAGCUCUAGGGUCCCGCCUGGGACCUUCAGCUGUUACCACUCUCCUCGGCUCUUCCGAUGCCCAGAGUCUCCAAGCUUCCCAUCUUGCAGAGAGGUUACAAAGGCGCACACAAAGGCACAUCCUACUGAGCCUCAACCUGCCCAGUGACGAAUUAAUACCUCAUGUGGAGCAGCGCCUGCUGGAGGAGCUCUGUGUCGUAUAAAGGCCAAGGCUCAUGAAAUUAUUUCGCUGUUUGACUGCCCAAAAGAUCCCCAAACCCACCCAUCCACCCCCCAAAUUCUCAGUAUAUAUAUAUUUUUUUUAUGUCAUAUGCUAUAUGGCCUUAUAUUUGUUGUUUGAUUUUUGUAUUUUUUUUAUUAUUAUUAUUAUUUCAACUACAAUUAUGCAUUAAGUAAUAAAUAAAUGUCUGUCUGAUCUAAUACAAGAACAUAAUUUUACUUGUAAAUAUUGUACUUAUAUAUUUUUUGUCUUUUGACUACAGUUGCAGUAUAUUUAUGUUGUAGGAUAAGGACAAUCUACUUAAUCACAUUGAGCAAGUAUGUUGCCUUAAUGGGAAGAUAGGGUACCCCUUUUCCAGCCUAUUAUUAGUCUUCCAGAAUUAGAAGAUAAAAAAAGAUGUAGAGUCUUGGCCUAUAUACUCACAAAGCUUGAUAAUAGUAUAUUGUGUUCAAUGUUGAAAAUUAAGGAAAAAAGGUAUAUCAAUGUUGGAAACACAAUGGUCUUUAGAACAGAAGGCUUAUGCAGUCAUUUAUGCAAAAAUAAAUACAGAAAUAUCGAGCCAAUGCUAAGAAGCUGCUUGUACUACCAAUGGAUUGACCUUGUAUGCACUGGCUAGCCUCCCCUGAUUAUGUCAACUAUAUAUUCUGUUCAGCAGUAAUUAUGUGAUAAGACUGCUCUCUCUUCAGUGAGAAAGUUCUGCAGCAUUGCCUUCACUGCAUAUAGCUUUCCAAGAUCUUCUGCUUGUCUGAAGAAACUGGUGAUUGCACAGCUAUUUAAGUCCACAAAUUUAAGUGGUGCAUACAAGUGAUAAUUGAAGGUAUGAUAUUAAUGUACUAUAUCAGGGUAGAUGUUAAGUUCCUCUUUAUUUUUACAGAAGCUUUUUUGUAAUCUCCUUUAUAGAGUUUUUUUUUAAUAUAAAUUUCUGUAUAUUUGUCCUAUGCAAUAGGUGGUAAUAACUAGCAGUCUUUUUGCUUCCCAAUUUGUAGUUACUACCUCACAGGUGAUAGAUUAAUGAAAAGACAUUCCCUGUAGCCCGUGACUCGUUAGGCAGCUCAGGAAACACAGGGGAAGCUGCUGGAGAGGCCAAGCACUACAAACCCUGCAUUUAAGGAUAAACACCUGUAUAAUGAUAACACACUUUGAUAUGCAUUUUGUUGUGAUUUAAUGAAGCAAGUGAAGUAGUUCUUGCAACAUAGAAUAACCAUGAAAGUGGGAUUUUGUUGUAGAUAUGCUUGUGCCUCCUCUGCAGCUUCCUCCAUCCUUAAUUUCCCACAGUAUCAGAAAUCCCCCGCCAUAUGUGAACCCCCUGUGCCACCUCGCAGCUUUUGACAACAGUGCUGGUGUGGUUGUGAAUUGGUGAUCACAAUAGAUGUUCAGGUAUGCAUAAUGUAAAUCUCUAUAGUGUUUUUCACUUAAUUUACCUCUGAUUUUUAUUUGAUUUUGGCAUACAUUUUUCCUAUUGGAAUACACAGUUACAUGACUGAUGGAUACUUAAGUUGAUUUUAAAACAGACUUGAACUUUUGUUGUGAUCAAUAUCUGUGCCAUGAUUAGGUCCUUUCCUGGACCUUGAAGUGUGAUAACUGAAUGUUGAUGUGCCUGGAAACCAGUCAUAGCAUUGAACAUAUUGUUUAUUGACAUGAUCAGUAUUAUCAUAAUUCGUGAUAUUGAGUACUCCCCUUUGAGGAAUCUCAUAUGAUCAUGCUAUGGUUGGUCUCCUCCCCCAGCACUGGCUGUCACUUGGUGAUGUCUUGGUGUGUAUUGUGGUUUUUCAAGUCAACAACUUUUGCUCCAGCUUUUGGUUUCCCGUCUCAUUUACUUUGAUUUAUUUGUUCAAACUUUUCCUCAACUUAUGUUCUUAGAGUACUUUUACAUACACCCAAGACUCACUUCCAUGCUUAAUGAUGUAGUCCUGAUGAAGCCUCAGGGUAGAGGGUUCGCUCCCCGGUAAUGUGGGUCCUAUGUUGAGGCCUCCUUUGGCCCUCGCACAAGUGAUAGAUUAAUUAGUUUAGUUUUAUCUCACACUGAGCAAUUCAUAUUAAUUUAAUUACAGAGAGGAUAGAUAGUCACCCAAAGUACUAUACUUUGUUCUCAAAGUGGCCACACCCAUCUACAUCAAAAGGAUGUAGUAGAGGUUGUGACAUUUUUCAAGACAAUCAUUUCUUUUUAUCAAUUAUUUCUGUGUUAUAUUUCAAUCAAUAAAGAUUUUAGUUUUAAAUAAGUUAUAGGGAAAUCUUGUGUGUUCCAAUUUCUAGUUGAUGUGCGAGGAGUUCUAGGGAGGUCCAAGCAGCAAGUUGCUGCUGUGAAGUCGUGAUAGUGUCAAAUGCUAGUCUGACGGUGGGGAGCAAAGCCUCCGUCCCAAACCCACCCUUCUACCUCCUGACCCAUAUUUUAUCCCAUCAGUCACCCUUGCCUACCAUGAGCAUUCUGCAGAAGUUUUAAACACUACUGAUUUUAAAAUAAGUUUUGUGAUGUUAGCAGGUGUAAGUGGUGUGGCAUUGGGCUAUCUGAUUCUGUGUGUGAGAUUAGUUCCUAUGUUCUACACAUGGAAGCAGAAUCCAAACCAUUCCUACCAGAGCCCAGUUCAAAGAUGGACUGGAGCAGCCAUGUCGCAACCCAAGUUCCUCGCCUAAACAGGUUCCUCUCCCCUUUAGCAAAUCCUGCCCCUUUAGCUCCAACUGUAUUUUAUUUUGCCAAUCCUGUCCCAGACUCUUGUAUGAUUAGUAAAUGCCAGAUUCCAGUCGCAGACUGAAGAUUUUAUGCAAUUACUGCUAGUUCUUGAUUUUAUAACAUUUAUUUGCAAAAGAUAAUUAAAUCACAGAAUUAUUUUAUAGCAGUAGUUACAUCAGUAUUCUCAGUCUGAAUUGUUUAAAGGAAGUUAGAUAAUGCCAGUAAGAAUGCAUGAGAGGGAUAUUAUUUUCAUAAUGGUUUUGACACAGUACCCUGAAGGUAUUACAUAACCAGGUAUUAAACAUUCCUUUGCUUACAGGAAACAGGUGAAGUGCAAAAAAGUUUAUGCUAUCCAUGAAACAAUAGGGAGAAAUAGCUCCCACUGCUAUGCACAAGUUAACAUUGCACAUUGGAGCAUUUGGCACAAACUGUCGAGGUUGGAGAGUUGCCUCCUGUGAUAGGCAUUUGUUUUUACAACUAAUGUACUCGCAUGUGCGUGCCACGGAAUCACCCACCUGGUGAGGUAGAGCCUUGGCUGAAGAUGUGGGUGGCUGGAUGAUGACCAUAUAGGUGCAUUGUAGAUAUGAUUGGUCAGGGCAAGAUUAUACAUUUUUUUGCUCCAGCAAAUGGGAAAAUUGUUUCACCAGUUAAAUAAGGAUGGAUAUCUCGCCCCAACCUAAUAGUACAGGCACCUGGCACUCUAGCUGCACGCACCAGUAGGGCCCAGCAUGUGUGCCUGAGGGCCCGCCCAUUAUGCAAACAUAUUUUGAAUUAAGUGAAGCAAUAUUAUGUUUUGUCUAUUGCUGUUAUUGGAGAAAAUGGUUAUCUUGUGAAUUUUGAACAAAAAAGAAUAGUAAUCAUUUUGUACAUGGUAAGAGAUGAAAAUCUAGAAGCUGAAAUUAUUCACUAGGAAAUUCUGUGCUAUUUUUAGAGAGUCUCUAGUUUGUGUACUUUGUUAUAUAUCUGGAUGAUGUAGUCUUGUACGAGAUAUAUGAAGUGGUAGGGAGUAACUUCAAAGUGUCGUGAUUAUAUUUAGAGUAGGAGGAAGAUGGUAGGGACUAGACAGUAUAGUCAGUGCUGAGCUGAUAUAUAUGCAACAUGUAGUUUGAAAUACUCAAAAAUAAAGAUCAGAUCAGACAA